AUGUCCACAUCACUACUAGUUAUCGGAGCUGGUCUUCCAAGAACCGGAACAUUGAGUAUGAAAAAAGCAUUAGAACUGAUCUAUUCUCAACCAUGUUAUCAUGGUUAUGAACUAGUUACCACAAAACAACAUGAUAUUGCGAAAUGGCAAAUGCUUGCCGAUGAAGUACGUACUACACACAAUGAAGAGAAAAUACAUGCAUGUUUGAGUGAGAUAUUAUCUGGUUAUGUAGGUGUGGUUAAUACUCAUUCAUGUUGGUUAUUCAAAGAGAUGAUGACUUUGUAUCCGAAUGCUAAGGUUGUACUAACAACACGAGAUAAAUACGAUUGGUUGAUAAGUUUUCGACAAGUAAUUCAACCGAAAUCAGAUGAUCCACGUAAAAAACACAAAGACGAUGCUAAACGACGAGCUGGAAUUCCUGUGGAAUUAGAUAUCCUUAUCAAUGAUUCAUUAAAAUUGGCAUUUCGCAAAGAUGAUCUUAAUUUCGAUGAUGAUGAAAUGUUGCUGGCAUGUUAUGAAGAUUUCUUCAAAUAUGUACAACAAACUGUACCAUCUGAUCGUCUUCUAACAUAUCGAAUUGGUGAUGGUUGGGAACCAUUAUGUAGAUUCUUAAAUGUCGAUAUACCGGCUAACAUACCAUUCCCUGAAACUAAUCAACAAUCUGAUUUACAAAAGUUAAGAGAGGCAGUGAACAAAUGUGGAUCAAUUAAGGAGGCUGCUCGAGCACAUCCAGGAAUUAUAUAG
Messenger RNA from Schistosoma turkestanicum, 744 nucleotides. Lineage: Eukaryota; Metazoa; Platyhelminthes; Trematoda; Strigeidida; Schistosomatidae. The record is from the annotation of a GenBank genome assembly.